Molecule: messenger RNA, 1017 nt
Organism: Lodderomyces theae
Lineage: Eukaryota; Fungi; Ascomycota; Pichiomycetes; Serinales; Debaryomycetaceae
Gene: ELA1
Product: elongin A
Exons: 1
Coding region: 1-1017 (338 amino acids)
Biological process (GO): transcription elongation by RNA polymerase II
Cellular component (GO): nucleus; elongin complex
Source: RefSeq, a predicted model, not a curated record
AUGAGCUCUCACAGGCCAAGGUCAAACUACAAACACCCAAGUGGUCUACCGACGCUACUACAUCUAUCACAACUAUGCAUCAAGCGGCAUUUGUCUCAACUUCAAGAUGUCGGCACCACGCCGUACCAUUUACUUGCAUCGGUAUUGAGUUUGAUGUCAGCAAAGCAGUUGGAUCAACUAGAAUCCUUAUCGACUCAAUUAACACCACAUAGUGAUGAGCUUUGGAAACAACUCAUACUAAAGGAUUUCCCUGAUCGACCAGUUGAGCUAGGUCUGGUGGAACUGUUGAACAAGUUGAAAUUUGAAAAAAUGCCGUACAAGUCAUUAUACUACAAGUAUGUGAAACAACGAGACGAUUUCAGAAAAGAUUCAGCCAAGAGAUUACGACAUUUGAACGAGUCGAUGAAUAAAGAAAAAGCCAGAAAUAAGAUUGUUGCUGUUGAUAAGCUAAUGCGGGAUCCCUCAGUUCGGUAUCGACAGUCUUUCCGAAAUGGACAACAACUGCUGCUGCUAUAUAAUAAGAAUACUAUUUUGGGGAAAGCAAUACGAGAAUCACAAACGAGAUCACUUAUGUUUGGCACACUGGCUAUGAGGAAAUAUGAUUCGUAUUCUGCAUUCAAGGCUAGGGAGUUUGCCCCCAUGAGGGCACCUAAAUCAAGCACUAGACGUACUACAUUCUUCGAUUCUAGUAUAGGGCAGCAGAAGCAACCACAGAUAACUGUGCGAACUAAUCCUGGAAAAGGUAGCAUCAUGCCCAUCAAGGGGAAGCAACAAUCAUCCUCUUGUCCUUCUUCUCCGUCACUGCUGGGAGAGGUUUCUGAAACAUUGAGAAAGAAACGUGUAAUCCAGCAACCAUCGAUAUUCCUUCAAAAUAAAAGAUCAAGACCACCAUCACAAACAUCGCCUGUACGGAAGCAAGAGGAGAAAGAGAAGCACAAGCAGAAACAAAAACAGAAGGAAAUCACAAGAGAAGAGCCCAGCAAAAUAAAACCGCUUAAAUCGUCCAUAUUUAGUUAA